This is a messenger RNA of Cylicocyclus nassatus, 1286 nucleotides long. NCBI's taxonomy places the organism in Eukaryota, Metazoa, Nematoda, Chromadorea, Rhabditida, Strongylidae. The record is from the annotation of a GenBank genome assembly.
ACACGACAUUCGAUGGUAUAAGCAAAUCAUUUGCAAGAGAAGUGCUGCAGUUUCGCGUUUUUUCUACAUUGACUUCAGCAUUGUCGCUAGUGUCCUCUUCAGCACGAUAUGGGAUCGUCGUCACCUCCGAGCUUUGAGAGUGCCUCCAUGCAAGUCUCUGAAAUGAACUUUGGUUUGAACAUGCUUCGGCAAACUCCUGUAACCAAAUCGAUGGUAGUAUCUCCAGUUUCGGUCAUCUUCGCACUUGCCAUGGUUCAACUUGGUGCGAGAAAUCGUACAAAAUUGCAGAUCAAUAAGGUAAUCGCGAACGAAGCUACCGAUAACGCUAUAGUCAGCUUCUAUUCGGAUCUUUUCAAGAACAUUACCAACUCACCUGGAGCACAGGCAAGAAUUACUAAUGGGUUCUUUAUGAACAAGACAUUUUCGAUAAGAAAGGACUAUGCGAGAAUGAUUGCCCAAAAGUUUGGCGCUUUGAUAGAAGCUUACGACUUUAGACAGGCAGCAAAUACUGCUAAGAUUAUCGACAACUUCGUAAGUCAAAAAACUGAUGGAAAAAUCGAAAACUUCAUAAAAAGUGAUGCAGUAGAAGGUGCAGAUGCCCUUAUAGUAAAUGCAAUUUACUUCAAAGCUGAUUGGCAUUACACGUUUAACAAGAAUUUCACAAGAGAGGCUUUAUUUUAUCAUUCUGCAGAUGAUAAAGGAAAGGUGAACUAUAUGAACGAGUACAGAAAGAAUCGCAUGUAUGCUGAGAAUGAAGUCGUUCAAGUUCUAUCGCUACCUUAUAAGGACACAUCCUACUCUUUCAAUAUAUUUUUGCCUAAGAAAAGAUUUGGCAUUGAUGAGCUCCGUACGAAGCUGGAUGGAGCUACGAUUCAAAAUCUGCUCUCACGGCUAAAGUCAACGCAUUUAGACCAAAUAUCAAUCCCCAAAAUGAAACUUGAAAAGGACUACGAUUUGAAAAAGGCUCUGUUGGCUAUGGGUGUUUCCGACCUCUUCGAUAGAAAUUUGGCCGAUUUGUCAGGGAUUUCAGAAAACCACCUGUAUGCAUCGGACGCAAAGCAUAGAGCUUUUAUUGAGGUUGACGAGAAGGGAACAACUGCAGCCGCAGCAACUCGCAUCGGAAUUAAAGUCUGCCGUAAAAGAGGACCUCCCAGGAUCCAGAGGAAUUUCAUCGCAGACCACCCAUUCAUUUUCAUUCUUACUAAGGAUAAAAAUGCUCUCUUCAUUGGGCAGUUUAUAUGAUUACCCUUUGCCUUAUAUUCACUUUAGAUGAAUAAAUAUGGAAA